Messenger RNA from Talaromyces amestolkiae, 1956 nucleotides. RefSeq lists its product as uncharacterized. Bases 1 to 1956 code for a protein of 651 amino acids. NCBI's taxonomy places the organism in Eukaryota, Fungi, Ascomycota, Eurotiomycetes, Eurotiales, Trichocomaceae. The record is from RefSeq and is a predicted model, not a curated record. The transcript is spliced from 3 exons.
AUGAGCAACUGGCUCACCAUCGCAACGGCUCUCAGCUCCGCGCUGAUCCGAGUCGCGAGCUUCAUUUUCCUUCGAUGGAUUCCAGGCCAUCCAUUUCCUCCUGUGAUUCUGGCAUGUUCCGGAAUAUAUCUAUCGUCAACGGUUUUGUUACUGGGGCCGGCUAAUGAAGAGCCUGUGGAAGCAACAACAACCGAAAAGUCUCGCACAAAGCCGCGCAAGCAAAAUGGUUCAGACAGUGGCUCCCUUUCAGCACAUCUGAUAGGCGUGCCAUCGAAAAAAAAUGUGUUUGCGACAGCGCUCAACAUCUUGAUAAACCUGGCUUUGACAGGCUUUACGCUUGACUUUCUUUACCGUGGCCGAGUUUUGUAUCCUACGGAUGAGCUUGCAUUUUCUCGAAUCGGCUACGUCUCUCCGACGACGGCGAAUUUACUGGUCAGAGAACCACACGUCUCCAACUUCCCCGUGACAAUCAAAUAUCAAGAAGCCACACACUCCGACUCGGAUUACUGGACUGAAGAAGGCAAAAUAUACCAACUCAAUGCCGCGAAAGAUUUCACCUUUCCAGUGACGAUCAAAAACCUCAAACCAUCAACACAAUACCGUUACACCUUGUCAAACAAUCAGACGGGCACUUUUAUCACUGCUCCACAGUCUGGAACACAGUCAGCAAACAGACUCUCUUUUUUGACUUCGAGCUGUAUCAAGCCGAAUUUCCCUUACAGCGCUUUCUCACACCCUCUCCGCAUAUUGGGUCUUGAGCAAAUAUCGCACGCAAUCAAGAAAUUACCCUCGCUGCACCGGCCGUCAUUCAUGCUCUUUCUCGGAGACUUUAUCUAUAUUGACGUGCCGCUUAGACAUGGCUCUUCCUUGGAGGAAUAUCGAGCUGAAUACAGACGUGUAUACUCCUCCCCAAGCUGGCACGAACCCGCUGAUGAACGUCCCAUUGAUCUGCCCUGGCUCCAUACCAUGGACGACCAUGAAAUCGCAAACGACUGGGACAAGGGCAACAUGACACAUCCUUACCCAGAGGCCGCUGACCCUUUCAAUCUGUAUCAUGUCAGCGUAAACCCGCCCAUCCCCCCACUGCCAUAUGCCGUCCCUGAAAACACGACAUACUUCUCCUUCAUACAAGGGCCCGCAUCUAUCUUCAUGCUCGACACACGCACAUACCGCACAACUCCAAAUCUCCCCAACUCCACAAUCCUAGGGUAUGCACAACUCAACUCUUUGUUAGCAUUCAUCUCUCGCCCCGAACCCGCAGAAGUAAAAUGGAAAAUCAUCGCGUCUAGCGUGCCAUUUACCAAAAACUGGCGAGUCGGUACACAGGAUACAUGGGGCGGCUUCCUGGACGAGCGCCGCCUCGUUCUCGAAGCACUAUGGCGCGCUGAGCGCGAACUCGGCGUUCGCAUUGUGCUACUAAGUGGUGACCGGCACGAAUUCGGCGCAACUCGUUUUCCAGACCCAAGCUACGAAUUAACAUCAAACGAGCUGGCAUCAGAUACAGCAGAUGCAUAUGGAAUCCACGAAUUCAGCGUCGGCCCCUUGAACAUGUUCUAUCUCCCCAUCCGAUCAUACCGCCAAACCGACAGCGAGGAUAUAAUGGUCAAAUACGUCCCCGACGGAAAUGUGAAAUUCGGACAGAUCGAUAUUGAUCUGUACGAUGGUACGGGCGGCGCAUCUGACGUCAUGCUUGAUAAUCUUGAAGGACCACACUCGGUACUUACGUAUUCUCUGCAUGUUGAUGAUAAGGUAGUGUGGAAGUAUCAACUCUCCAUCCCCUUGCUGCCUGACGAGAUUGGGACUGGUGCAAAGGCGCGAUUACCGCCUGGGAAGGUCCUUUUUGAUGAGGCACCUUUGCGUGGUUGGGGUUUACAAGAGCAGAUCGGUUUUGUUGAAGAGAAGGCGAGGAUCGUCUGGGAUAGCUUGAAGGAGAGGAUUACCCCAGUUUUGAAUUAG